AUGGGGAAGAAGAUAAUGGUUGAUGAAGAACUAAUGAACAGGAAAACUGCUGCAACCUCUAAUAGUAACAUGGAAUCUAAUUCUGGACAUGUGGUUACAAAUAGUUGGAGGAAACACGCCCAAGCAAAUCAGAGUGAUUCAACACCUCAUAAAGGGCCAAGGGCAACUUUAUCUCCCAGGAAAAGCCCAAGGCUGAUUGAAAAAGCUAAAAAGACAGUUGGUGUUAAUUUAGUAAAGAUGGUUCUGGAUUUUGAGAACCAUGUUGAGGAGCCGACACAGGCUAGCAGUCAGGACAUUGUGAAUCUAGAUGAUGAUUCACUAGGUACUGAAUUCUGGAAAUCAGCCGCGGAUAAAGUAGAUGUUGUUGAAGAAGCUGUCAAUGCGACUAAGGAAUCAGUGUUGCACCUUCUGAAUCUUAAUGCAGAUGAUUGUCACCCGGAAUACCAACCAUGGAGCCAACCACCCAUAUACAGUGAGGGUGAAGAUGAUGCAGAUUGGAAGGAGUUUUUACACAAUUUUAGUAUGAAAAACAGUACUGGUAAGGAUAGUGAGGAAGACGAUGAAGUUGCCAAAGAAGUUAAGGAACCACUGAUUGAUUUUGAGAUUGAAGAGGGUAAAGGGAAGGAAAUUGCUAAUGGAUCGGAAGAUGAUUAUGGUCCUGAAAUGGUUUGUAGGCCAUUACCUAAUCAUGAAGUUAAAUUGGUUGAUAAUGGGAAACAUUGGUUUAAUGACAGUGAUUUUGAAGAUUUCCUUACUGCUGCUGAUUCAGUGGAUCAUGAGUUAUUCCCUGAACUAGAAAAUCAAGUACAACUUUUAGUUGAUGACAAAAUUGAUGAGGGGGUGGAAUUUCCUGACAAGAUCGCUUUUAAGAAACAUCUCAGAAAAUAUUGUGUAUCUACUAGGACAGUAUGCAGGUUUACUAAGAGUGAUAAUAUUAGAAUCAAUGAUGUGUGUAAAGGAUUUGGAGAUCCCAUUCUAUGUCCGUGGUAUAUAUCUGCAAGGAGGAUCCCUGGUGAGGCGACUUGGAGCAUAAGAGAUUUCCACUUGUACCACACUUGUAUUGGGGAUCCUUAUGAGAGGAAUUCAUGUGCAAAUUCUGAAUUUGUAGCUCAACAUGUGAUCAACAAGCUAAGGGAGUCACAUGGCAAGACUGUACCCAAACCUUCUGAGAUUGCUGCCGAGUUUUGGACAACCCACGACACUUUGAUCUCGUAUCACGUUGCAUGGAAGGCUAGAAACAAUGUGUUGGAGAGGAUAAACGGAAGCUUUGAUGAGAGUUUUAGACUCAUACCAAGUCAAUGUGAAAUGAUCAAAAGGACUAAUCCCGGAUCAAUUGCUACUUUCACUUAUGGAAGAAAUGUGGUUGGGCUGGAUGGUUGUCACCUGAAGGGAAAGUAUGCUGGAUGUCUACUAUCUGCCGCUGCUCUUGAUGGGCAGAAUGGAUUGGUUCCUUUGGGUAUCAUGGUUUGUAGAAACGAGUGUGCGGAGAACUGGUUCUUGUUCUUGAAUAAUCUCAAGCCUAGAUUGGAUAAUCAUCCCGUUGAGCCAAUCUACUUCAUAUCUGAUAGACAGAAGGGUUUGAGAGACGUUGUCCAAAAGUUGUUCCUUACUUCACCACAUAGGCACAUGUAUGCAAACUUCAAAACGCACUAUAAGGGAUCUAAACUGCACACACUAUUCUGGAAUGCUGCUAGAGCUUAUAAGCCUAAACACUUUCAGGCACACAUGAAUAGUAUGAUGUCAGAGAAUGUUAGUGCUUGUCAUUAUUUGAUGGGCGAGGAUCCUAAAAGCUGGUGCAGGGCCUUUUUUGACCACAAGAGCGCUUGUGAACACUUGAGUAACAACUUUUCUGAAAGUUUCAAUAACAUGAUAACCAACAUUAGGGAGAAACCUGUCUGCAAGCUAGUUUUGAUGUAUGGACAGCUGGUGAUGGAGCUAUUUUACAAGAGAAGAAAUGCUUGUGUUGGAUGGGAUUCUGGAGAUUUGGUUCCUACUGCCAAAAAAUUACUGAAGAAGAUGUUUAAGAAAACAGGGGAAUAUAAGGUAGAAGGAGCGCUUGCUGGCAAGAUUUAUGAAGUCACAAGCAUACAUAAUACAGUAUUCACUGUUGACCUUGAGAAACAUACUUGCAGCUGCAUGCAAUGGCAGCUGAGGGGUUUCCCCUGUCAACAUGCAAUCUGUGCUCUGCAGCAAAUCAGACCCAGUUGGGUUGAGUAUUGUGCCAGAUACUACUCAGUGGAUAACUACAGGACCACGUAUGCCCCUGAUAUGGUACCAUUGGAAGGGCCUGAGGACUGGGAUGAGCCAAGAACAAUUAUUGUUCCUCCAUUGCUAAUUAGGAAACCAGGCAGGCCUGGGAAGAACAGGAGGAAGGCCUAUAAUGAGACCCUAUCUGAGAAGAAAGUCAGGUGCUGCAGCAAAUGCAAGCUGCCUGGUCACAACAAGACAACUUGUCCUGGUGGUGCAAUUGGCUCUAAUCCAAAGAGAAAGAGGUCUACAUCUGAAGAAGGCGGACUGGCGUUUCAAUCCCAAUCAUCAUCACAAGCUGGAAGUGCUGGUGGUUCUAUGCCUUCAACGAAGAAGCCAAAAAAAGCUACGACUCAGCAGUAG
This is a messenger RNA of Papaver somniferum (opium poppy), 2610 nucleotides long. RefSeq lists its product as uncharacterized. Gene Ontology annotation, molecular function: zinc ion binding. The record is from RefSeq and is a predicted model, not a curated record. Bases 1 to 2610 code for a protein of 869 amino acids. The transcript has 9 exons. NCBI's taxonomy places the organism in Eukaryota, Viridiplantae, Streptophyta, Magnoliopsida, Ranunculales, Papaveraceae.